Molecule: messenger RNA, 1686 nt
Organism: Rhodamnia argentea
Lineage: Eukaryota; Viridiplantae; Streptophyta; Magnoliopsida; Myrtales; Myrtaceae
Product: cytochrome P450 714A1-like
Exons: 5
Coding region: 26-1582 (518 amino acids)
Molecular function (GO): oxidoreductase activity, acting on paired donors, with incorporation or reduction of molecular oxygen; monooxygenase activity; heme binding
Source: RefSeq, a predicted model, not a curated record
GGGUGGAGUCGUCUUCCUGGUGGAGAUGUGUUGGUCCUUCGGAGUGAUAAUUGUAUGCAGUUUGGUGCUUCAUGCGGGCAACAUUCUAUGGCUGAAUCCCAGAAAGCUGAGAAGAAAGCUCUCAGAGCAAGGCAUAACGGGACCGCCGCCGCGCUUUUAUCAAGGCAGCAUCGCCGAGAUGAGAAGCAUCGCCACCCGAUGCAAGCCCGAACCGCUCCCUCGAGGCCAAGUCUCUCACGGCUGGGCUCGCUCCAUCUUCCCGUAUCUCCACCACUGGGCUCUCCGCUAUGGCUCGCUGUAUAUGUACUCGACGAGGCAGCAGGUGAACUUGUGCGUGAAUAGGCCGGAUUUAGUGAAGUUUUUGAACUUACAAAGGCCUUUGGAUUUGGAUAAGCCGUCAACCCUAGUAAAGACGCCGAAUCCUUUAUUCGGCAAGGGCAUUAUGAGGGCCACCGGACAAAAUUGGGCUUCUCAGAGAAAACUAAUUGCUCCACAAUUCUUCCUCGACAAAGUUAAGGGCAUGAUGGAUUUGAUGGUUGACUCGACCAUGGCAAUGAUCGAGAAAUGGGAAGGUAUGAUUUUACAGAGCGAGGAAACAGCGGCCGACAUCUAUAUAACUGAAGACGUGAAUAGUCUGUCCGCCAAUGUCAUCGCAAGGGCAUGUUUCAGCAGUUCUUACGCGGAAGGUAGGCAGAUCUUCGCCAAACUGAGGACUCUUCAGCACGCCUUAGCAAGGCCCGAUCGAUUGUUUGGAUUCCACAAUCUUAGAUUUCUUCCUUCCAAGGCGAACAAAGACUUAUUGCGGAUAAGGGAAGAGGUCGACUUGCUGAUACUGAAGAGGGUUAGAGCUCGCCAGGAAGAAAAUCAGAAGGCUCUAAAGCCUGAGAAGGACCUGUUGCAAAUGAUCCUUGAGAGUGCUGAUGCCAACGGCGCAAUGAACGAGAAAGCAUGCGAUAGUUUCGUUGUUGACAGUUGCAAGAACAUCUACUUUGCAGGUCACGAGACAACCGCUACGACCAUCUCUUGGAGCUUGAUGCUACUCGCCGUGCAUCCCGAGUGGCAGGACCGCAUCCGCUCUGAGAUCUUGGAAUUCUGCGGAGAUCGGCUUUGUCACCGUGGUUCCCUAGACUACGAGAUGCUUCGGAAGCUUAAAGUUCUGACCAUGGUGAUUCAAGAGACAUUGCGCCUCUAUGGCCCCGCGAUCAUACUGGUGAGAGAAACCAUGACAGGGAUCAAGCUGGGAGAGAUUGACGUGCCCAAAGGCGUUGUCCUCUGGACAUCGAUCCCCGCACUGCAUCGGGACCCUGAGAACUGGGGUCCGGACGCCCUCGAGUUCAAGCCGGAGAGGUUCAAGGACGGGGUGUCUGAGGCUUGCAAGCAUCCUCAGGCGUACGUGCCGUUCGGGUAUGGAAGCAGACUCUGCCUGGGACAGACUUUCGCGAUGCUGGAGAUGAAGAUCGUCCUCGCCCUUAUCCUGUCGCGGUUCUCGUUCUUGCUGUCUCCCGAAUAUCAACACUCCCCGGUUUUCAGGAUGGUGCUGGCGCCGGAACACGGGAUGAGACUCGUCGUGAGGAAAAUCUAAAUGGCCAUGGAUUCCUAUUUCUCACCAUCAAGACAACGGGCUGAAUCCCGCGAUCUGUUUCAUGUCCCCAAAUAAUGAAUCCGAGGAUGCAAAUAGUGUAUAAG